Wallemia ichthyophaga EXF-994 is the source of this 963-nucleotide messenger RNA. RefSeq names its product Purine nucleoside phosphorylase DeoD-type. The record is from RefSeq and is a predicted model, not a curated record. Gene Ontology annotation, molecular function: uridine phosphorylase activity. The coding region runs from base 1 to 963 and encodes 320 amino acids. The transcript is spliced from 3 exons. Gene Ontology annotation, biological process: uridine catabolic process. Lineage: Eukaryota; Fungi; Basidiomycota; Wallemiomycetes; Wallemiales; Wallemiaceae. Gene Ontology annotation, cellular component: cytosol.
AUGAAAGACGAACUGAAAGACGCAAAUUUCCCAACCACAGCAGACAAGCGUGUGUAUCACUUGGGUCUGCGCAAGGGUGAAGUAGCCAAUAGGAUGCUAGUCGUUGGUGAUAGUGGACGCGCUAGAAUGCUCGCUGAGAAUUUCGAUACGCCCCCUUUCCAUCUCAGGAGCGAUAGAGGGUUCGAAUGCUACACGGGAGUGUACAAGGGCGUCCCUAUCUCUGUACAUGCUAUUGGAAUGGGCUUCAGCGCCAUGGACUUCUUAGUGAGAGAAGCUAGAGCUUGCGUCGACGGUGAUAUGGUUGUCGUUAGGAUGGGUAGCUGUGGCAGUAUGAAUCCAGAUGUCGGCGUUGGCAGUACAGUCACGCCAGCCGCUGCUUGUGCAGUCACAUCGAACUACGACUAUUUCACCCAAGACGACUACCCAGGAGAGCCCUAUCUGAUCAGUAAGCCUGUUAAAGCGGAUGCGGAGCUCCAUCAGGCAUUAUUCGAUACCGUCAGGCAAGCACACGAGUAUACCUACGAGUCAAACCAAGACAGUGGUCCAUUAUGUCUUGGAAACACAGUAAAUGCAUCCGCGGACUCCUUCUAUAGCAGUCAGGGCAGAAUCGACCCCAGCUUCCCUGACACUAAUAGCAGCUUGAUGCAGAACAUCAUGGACCAGGUUCCCAAUGUUACGACAUUGGAAAUGGAGACACAUCAGCUGUACUUCUUGGCUCACCUUGCUAACAAGCGUAAGGGCAUUACUGACGAGUCAGCUCUUCAACAAGCUCCUGCUUCCCAUGGCAAGAUCCGUGCUGCUGCUGUGCAGAUGGUCUUUGCUGCUAGAGCAUCUCGCGCUUUCAUUUCACCAGCUCAAGUGAAGCAGCUGCAAACAUGGAUUGGCAAAGCUUCUUUGGAUACUUUGGCUGGUUUCGAUAUACCACCUCAAUCAACCCAGAAAGAUGGUAUUUGGAAUAAAUAA